Molecule: messenger RNA, 6044 nt
Organism: Fusarium odoratissimum NRRL 54006
Lineage: Eukaryota; Fungi; Ascomycota; Sordariomycetes; Hypocreales; Nectriaceae
Exons: 2
Coding region: 132-5930 (1932 amino acids)
Biological process (GO): 5S class rRNA transcription by RNA polymerase III; transcription initiation at RNA polymerase III promoter
Cellular component (GO): transcription factor TFIIIC complex
Molecular function (GO): DNA binding
Source: RefSeq, a predicted model, not a curated record
AUUCUUUCGUGCAGCAACAAUAUCCUUCCGCUGGGGCUCAUCAGUUCAAUUCGCCCCAGACCAAUUUCGUCAAGUUUUUUUUUUACGCGUCGCAUUGACUUGAGAAUGAACUAUAGUAUACAUGGAAUAAAAUGGCAUCCGAGCUCGAAGGCUUGAUCGCGGGCCUUUUGGUUCAUAUCUCAUGCCAUGGCGAAGAAGGCUGUCCUGUGGAUGGUGUUUUGAAAGCUAUCCAUCAUCCCUCAACCAAAACAGAAUCAUUAUCUGAGGGUGAUUCCGCUGUGCAAGCCCGCACUGCCGCGACCAUUUGGAGCUGGCUCACUGCGAGACGGGAUAUUUCUGUCGGUGCUGAUCGCGAGUACAAUCACCUAACUCUAGACCAAGUACUGGCGCUUCCAACUGCUGGUGGCACCCCUGGACAAAAUGCAGAACCUACAGAACCACUACCAGGAAAUCCAACAGAACACCACCAUGUUCGAGUCUACGCCUCUGAAGAUAUCAUGUGGGAAUCUCUUACCGGCCAUGCAGUUGACUACAAGCGAGUACCCAAAUCCGAAUGGAUGCUACUUUUGGGCAUAGCCUCGACUACUACCCAAGGUAUUCUUCAGGGAGAUCUUGGGCGUCUAACGGAUCAAGACAAGCGCAGUGUGCCAAAAAGAACUGAUAGUCUCCUUAAGAAGGGAUACAUUGUCAAGAGAACAACACUUGUACGCGGCACAAAGACGAGUAAGAUGUGGCUGAAGCUAUUCGCUCCGCCUUUACCAAAAGACGGCGAGGGUGUUGACGACGCCCGGCCAGACAUGACACUAACUCGGCAAGUCCUUGUCGAAGAUCUCGAACCCGUCCCUUGGCGCGUACGAUGGACUGGUGAAUCUAUUGACUAUAUUGCAUUGGCAACGACCAUUAUGGCUAUCGUCAAGGAGUGGGGAGUCCUCCAGAUGAAAGACAUGAAAUCCAAGCUUGGUGUGCUGGGAAUGCGUUGGCAAAUGAAGGUCUUGGCUAAAGUGUGUCGCUUUCUCAACCAGCGAGGCGUUAUACAGUAUGUGGCAGCGAAGCUGGGAGAAAAGGUAUUCAAGGACUGUGUCAAAUAUGUCCGAGAUCUCAACGCAGAAGAUUGGUCCCUUUAUCUUUCAACAGGCAAGAGAAAGAGCAAGACUCCAAGGAACCCAGAUCUGGAUGGUUAUGAUGGGAACAAGCAACUCAUAGGACAAGCCUCUAACGUUUCCGAAGUAUCCAAAUCACCGCCAUGGUCUUUGGACAAGCCGAUUCCUGUUAUAAUCGCCGAGAUGGCAAAACGGCUAGGAGACGCCGGACUCACAAACCCGGAUGUUUAUGCCUUGACGUUAGGUCCUUCAUACAGCCGACAUCUUUCCUCAAUGACCACAGCCUUGGCGGUUCCUGGCCUGCAACCACCUCACCUGGCCCAUUUUCAGGUUUAUAGCGAACAUACAAGAACUGGAAAGGUCGCCUCUUAUCGUUACUUUGCACCAAAUGCCCCUCAUACGCCAUCACCGCCAUCGACUGAUGCCGCUGGUCAAGAAUCAACACCGACUCCGGCGGAUAUCUAUGGUUUCUCCUCGUUACCCUCAUCAUCGAUAUCUCAUGAAAGCUCGCCAACAUUGGCUGAGCUGUGCAGCAUGGGAAUGACCAACAGAAAGACAGUAGGCCGCCCUAAGGCCUCCAAAGCUAAGAAUGGGAAGCCUGCAUCAACCCCAAAGGCAAAAAGAGGCCGAAAACGACGUGCUCCAACACCAGAAAUCUCACCACAAGAGGAUGAAACUACCGAGGAAGUAGUGAUCCCGCAGAUUCCAGAAACAAUUGUUCAAGAACCCGAAUUACCUACAGAGACGCCAGCACCUGAAUCGCUCGCGCCGCCUGAAAUUAACGAAGACCAGCGGGAUGAUGCUGUCCCUGAACCUCAAAAGGCUGCUACCCUUGUGGUGACUCUCAAAGUAUCCCCGGCAGCCCUCAAAGAACUUCUUGCAAAGGCACAGACAGAUGUGGCAACCCCUGCACGGCCGACAAGAACUAGGCCAACAAGAUCUUCCGCCAGGAAAGUCCAGACUAGGACCAUCAAUACUGAUGCCGAAAACGAAGAAAUUAGUAAUCGGGUGGACGUUGAUGAUGAACUGGAACUCAAUAACUCCACCGAGAGCCUACUCACUGGGAGGAAACGCGGCCGACCGAAAAAGGGCGAGGAUAGGCCAAAAGGAAACGCGGAACAAGCCACAGAAAAUGACAAUUCCCCACGGCCUUGGGUUUGCGAAAAAUGUGGCAGAGCAUGGAAAAAUGAUAACGGCUUGCUUUACCAUGUGACCAAGUCAAGGACGAAUUGUAAUCCAUCGUUUGAUGUGUCUACAGUAACGCCAACUCGGCGUGGAAAAAAAGAAUCGGUCAUAGAAGUUGGAGACCAAGACACUGCGACACCUGUUGUUGACAAACCACAAGAACAGGGCCGACGAGCCGUGGACGACGAAGAAAGAGAAGAGCCCCAGGAUAAAGACAAAGACCACGAUAAUAACGAGAAUACUGGAAGAGAGAUUGACAACGAUGAAGGCGAAAAGGAUGGAAAAGCUCGCGGCGAAGGCAAAGAACCAAGUCCAGAUGAUGAGGAUAUACCAAUGCCGAAGCCCGUAUCGAGAACACGCGGCCCAAUUGCAGCCCGGCCAACUUGGUCUUCACGGCCAACCCUAAGUUUUAAGGGAGAGGCAUUUCAAGUCAACCCGGAAUUGCAACGACCUCCAGUUGCUAUGUUCGACUCUCCUAAACAGCCCUCACUUAUUAACGGUACCAAUGGUGCCCUUGUACAAGGCGAGAACAGCCAAUUGCGCCCGGUUCUUAGUUCAUUGGAUCGGUUCAGCCUCGUAGGAGCAUCUCCCAAGACGCCUCGGUCUAAACUCCAAAGAAACGGAUCUCAGCCAGACGCAACCCCCCAGCCUGAACAAUAUCAACCCAUACAACACUCCACCAAUGGCACACCUAGCGGACCUGGCUCUGUUGUGAAACCGAAGACGCCUAUGGUCACCGAUACCCCUAUUACCAAGGCUGUCAUCAACAACCGUGUAUCCCAGAUCAUUCAAAAUAUCUUGGCAGAGCACCAAGGGGUUUUCCCAGGAGGCAAAUCUUUGUGGACGGCCAUCAGUAUCCGAUGGGUCGAAGCCUUUCCUGAGGUAGUGCCACAAAUCCGCUCGUACCAGGCUGCAUUUCGAGAACUAUUGAAGCAUAAGAUUGUGGCCGAACAUUGGCUCACAUUUCGCAGUAAGAAAGGUGUGACUGAGAAAUGCCAUUUGGUUGUCACGGCUGGGGUCGAUCCUUUUUCUCCUGAAGCUUCUGAUGUGGCUCAGAAGAUUCAAGAAGCACACCCAGAUCUGUAUCUCCCCCCUCCAUUCGAUGCUCAACUUGAUAGCGAUCUCUUGAAGCGGGGUCGACGAGAUCUCCCUGAAGAAGUCGAGAUGUUAGAUGCACCAGUAUACGUGGCACGAGCUGCCCAGAAGCGGGCUUUGGAUGAGUAUGAUGACGAUGGAGAUGACUUCCCGCCGCCUGCAAAGCGUGGUCGAAAACGCAAGAGUAUGUUUGCAGAUGGACGCCCUUCAAGAUCCCGGGCGUGGCAAGGCGACAUGGGAGAGCCAAUGUGCUAUGAACACUUUGAGUCCUCUCAAGGUGCUCCUGAAGCCCUUCAGUUUCUGGACCCUAACACAUGUUUGGAGGAAGAUGGUAUCGAAGGAUCAGAGCGCUAUUUUACCGAUGACUUCAGGACUAUUUUGGAGCAACGGCUUUCCAACCCUUUCUCAGGAGAGAUUGUUUUUGACAAGCCCAUUAUUGUUUCCGGCUACGAUGGUGUCUGGCCACGUAUUACACCCCAAGAUUUCGAGAUGCAAGAUGCCAGCUACACGUUGACGGGAUGGAUGCCUGACCCGAAUUGGUUUGCCUGGUCGUCAAUGAUAGACAUGAUUGACAGGAAAGCGCAUUUACUCAACCGUGAUAAGCUCCAGCGCCAAGAUGUUCUUGACCCCUACCGGUGCUUUAUUGAGAGGCUGUACUGCUGCAUGGACCUGGAACGAGCGUGGUCCGAAUCAUUCAUCAAUGCACCGCCCGGAGCAGCAGGCCCUCACAACAUCUUCAUCUCAUUCUCGAGUGAAAGGGACGAUCAAGUACUUGAGACCCCAGCCUCUGAAUUUUCUUGGCCCCUGGAUUGGCAGCUUACCCCGAAGUCUUUCCCAGGAGACGUUCCUGACCGUGCUCUUCUGGUGGACGCUUCGUCUGAUGAAGAAGAUGAUAGCACUGAUUGGCCAGAGUUCCCGGCAUACAGGCAACAAAAGCUUGCUCGAGGCGCUGGCCGCCAAUCGAGGGGCCGAGGUGUCGGCAGAGGCUCAGUCAGUCGACCGCGAGCGUCCAUCAGUCGCCAGCAACUAGCACAACAACCAAGGGUCAAACGAGUGCGCUUGGUCACACGAGCUCUUAUGCCCAUUCCUGAGGAAGUUGAGCAGAGACAGCAAGGCCAACAUGGCCAGCAGGGCCCAAGCUCCGUUGACAGUGACUCAGAACGUCUUCUAGCUGCUUUGAUCGCUGUUCGUGUUCUCCUUGGGGGUGCCGACAAGUCUGUUGAUUGGGGAUUACUCCUUAAGCUUUUCCCGAAUCUGGCCCUCAAAGAUAUCCGCCGGUUCUGGAUCGAUGCCCGGAGAGAACAGGGUGCCUAUGUCAGGAAGCUAACCAAGGAUUUUCAAGAUCGGUUCAUAGUUGCCUACUCUAAGAAUGAGCUCCCGGAAUUCGACUUUGAGGAUCCUAUGGACUAUGACUGGGACAGCUUGAUUGAAUGGACACUUGAACUGCCUCGCAGAAAGGGCGUUGACCUGCCAUCGACCAGGCAUUACUUUGAAGACAAUUUUUCCACCUCUGCCGCCGCUGCUCACGAGGAAGAAGACCCACGGGAGAAAUUCUACAACCCUCAGUCGUCUGUCUAUGCCCGUUUCGAGGCUGUCACUUUCCCGGCAUUUGUCACUGUUGACAAAAUGCUCAGUGGUCUUAAUCAGAAAGUCAAGAUUACCAACGAGGUCAUUGCGAGGUCUUGGGUGAGAUCUCUCUGCUGUACAGAUGAGAGUCGCUACACAGUUGACCAGAUACAACAAAAGUUUGGAACACUCGCAGACGGUGACCAGGACCAAAUCAAUGCCAUACUGAAGGAAGCUAUUGAUGUCUUGACGGCACAGCGCAUUAUCUGUAAGAGCAAGCGGCCCCCUCUCUCAGGGAGACCGUUCAGACUGAACGAAGCUUUUGGGCAUGUACUCGGAAAACUUGCGCAAAGAACUAAGUACCAAGAUGCAGCUGACUUCAAGUCAAAGCUGGAUGCGACCUUCCGGCGCGGUGAAGCCUUCCGGGUUCCUUUUAACCUCCAAGACGGAGCUGUAAUGGCGCUCACCAACCUGAAUGCUGGUGAGAGGAUUAAGCUCACCCCAGUCAAUGUGCCUCAUAUCCCACUGGGUUUCCGACCGGGUUAUUAUGAGAUGCGCAAGCUGAAGAAAGACUGCUACUUCUGGAACAUCGAGGCAACCCCCACGGACUCGUACAAAUACGACGAGGACGUGGGUGUCAUCCGCAAGAGCAUCAAUGAAGGACCACCCACUGCGAAGCACUUGCUUCCACAAUGGGUUGACUUCUUCGGGCGCAGAGAUGCGGAGAGAUGGAUGGAUGUAUUGGGAGCUUUCUGUUUUGUAUACGCCAACAGAGGACAUCUAACUAUCGAGGGUGUAUGCAAUGCGCUCAAGCCAAUCCUGGAAGAGUUUGAAGCCGAGCUCAUCAUGGACUGGGGCAUGAAAACAGGCGUGCUUGAGGAGGACGAGGAUGGCCUUGGACUGAGAGUCGGAGAGUGGUGGUGGUUAGCUGUACCUUGGCAAUGGGGACGACAGCUCAAAGCCAGGAGAGAAGUGGAAGACUAAGGAUUGUUAAAAUACCUUAUUAAUUAGGAAUCUCUUACAGGAAACUGAGAUGAAAGUCAAACCAUGAUAGUUUGCCAUAGUAAAUAAUAUCUCUGAAGAUAUAGUUGUCACAAC